AUGGCCGACGGAAAGAUUGCCGCCGUUCAGGCAAAGCUCCAGUCCGAGUCGCGCGAGUUCCAGAAGCUCGAGAGCGAGAUGGCCGGUGUCAUUGAGGCUCGUCAGAGGUUGGACGCGCAGCUGUCUGAGAACCAGCAGGUGCUCAAGGAGUUUGGCACUCUCAAGUCCCACAACACCAUCUUCAAGCUCAUCGGACCCGCUCUCGUGCCCCAGGAGCAGGGAGAGGCCAAGGCCAACGUCGAGAAGCGUAUAGAGUUCAUCAAGACGGAGAUCGCGCGUAUUGAGGGUCAGAUUAAGGAGCACGAGGGCAUUGUCGCGAAGAAGCAGGACGAGAUUAUUACACUGCAGCGCGAGUUCCAGGCCCUCCAGGCGCCCAGCAAGGCGUAA
Molecule: messenger RNA, 387 nt
Organism: Apiotrichum porosum
Lineage: Eukaryota; Fungi; Basidiomycota; Tremellomycetes; Trichosporonales; Trichosporonaceae
Exons: 5
Coding region: 1-387 (128 amino acids)
Biological process (GO): protein folding; chaperone-mediated protein complex assembly
Cellular component (GO): prefoldin complex; cytoplasm
Molecular function (GO): protein-folding chaperone binding
Source: RefSeq, a predicted model, not a curated record